UAUCUUUUCUCGGUUCUGGUGUGGAUGCAUCUAAUCUAAAAAUCCUCCGAAGAAAAACAGAAGUUGAGAAAAUGUCGAUUGAAGGAAAUCAUCUCGAAAUCGAAUCUCUUAAAAUCCUGACUUAGAGAGAGAGAGAGAGAGAGAGAGAGAGAGAGAGAGAGGAAUGGAAGCGGAUGGGACAGGCAUUGUUCUAUCUCGAGCUUCAGAGCUUCGAUCGAAAAUCAACAGCUGCAUCGACAGAGCAACGCAGCAGCAGAAGAAACGCCAGGAAGGCGUAGAUUCUCAUCUUCACCACGGUGGAGCUAACGACGACCACGACAAUGACGACGAAGAGGCUGAGAGUCUUUUGAACAUCCGCGAUGCCCUAGAGUCGCUCGAGGAGCAGCUUGCUUCCUUGCAGGCUCUGCAACAGCAACAAAGAUAUGAGAGAGAAGCAACCCUAUCUGAGAUUGAUCGCAGCCGCAAGAUUUUACUCAAGAAACUCAAGGAGUACAAAGGGGAGGACUUGGAAGUGAUACGCGAGGCUGCUGCCUUUGCUGGUGAGACGGUCGACCAAGAUGAUGAUCUUCUUCUUCCUCCAUAUCCAAGCCGACUCCCUGACUCAUCGAUCUUGGAUGAAAGCUAUCAUCCACGCAUACCUCCCAUCCAUAACAAUUCUGCUCGAAAUGGGCUAACUGGUGAUUUAAGGCCUGAUACCAAGAAUAGCAAGGGUGGAGAAUCCGAAAAGCAGCAAACUCAACCUGCGCCAAAAAAUGGUCGCUCCACUGGGAUACGGCUGGCCUUUGGGCUGGCCUCUAAGACCUUCUUCACACUUGUAAGUGUGAUAUCCAUUUUAAGCUUAGCUGGCUUUGAGCCUAGGCUCAGGAAAGGGAGCAUCCAGUUCAAGGUUCCGGGACGUUUUCAAAAACCAGCAGCCGGGGAAGCUAGAGAAGCCAGGAGUCAAUGCCCGCCUGGAAAAGUCCUGGUGAUGGAAGGCGGAAAACCCAGGUGCCUCGUGAAGGAACGAGUUGAAAUUCCGUUUGAGUCUGUCGUGACAACUCCAGAUGUGAGUUAUGGAUAUGGACUAAGAGUUAGAAAAGUGAUGCCAGGACUCACUAAUAGGCUAAAAAUCUCUGGAAACACGAUACUGGUAAAUGAACGGAAGCGAUUGAUACAUCACCGUAACACGUAUGCAUUGUUGGAGAGAUGGCAACAAUCCAAAAUAUCUGCUGCAGCGUUCUGCUGUCUGCGCUUUCCACUUCCACAUUUUGUAUUUAAAGACGCUCCUCUUUUGGAUCGCGAACCUCAAAAUCCAUCAAAACUUCACAAACAAACAGAAGCUAUGGGUGUCCCAAUCCCUUCUCCAACUUCAAAGGUUUCCAUUCUCUCCUACAACCCAUCUCGCACGUGCAAUGUUAAGAUCGGUUUCCUACGGAGUUCCAGACUCGGGCAUGCCCGUGAAUUUUCUUGGGGAAGGAUGGAAGGAUUCGGUGACGCGCUUUCCUGUAGAAAUCCAACCUUACUUAAAAGUGUGGAAAGGAAUGGAGGUGGGCUGAAAGUGAGAGCUUUUAACGAAGAGCAAGAAGCCCUUGUUGUGAAGUCUUGGAAUGUUAUGAGGAAGGAUGCUGCUGAAUUAGGCUUGAACUUCUUCUUGAGGAUCUUUGAGAUCGCACCAUCGGCGAAGAAGCUAUUUUCGUUCCUGAAAGACUCCGACAUUCCUCUUGAAAAGAAUCCAAAGCUCAAACCACAUGCCAUGUCUGUCUUUGUCAUGACAUGUGAAUCAGCAGUGCAACUACGAAAGGUGGGUAAGCCAACCGUGAGAGAGUCGAGUCUGAAGGACUUGGGUGCCACCCAUUUUAAAUAUGGUGUGGUGGACGAACAUUUUGAGGUCACGAAAUUCGCUCUUUUGGACACGAUAAAGGAGGCUGUUCCGACGAUGUGGUCACCCGAGAUGAAGGCUGCGUGGGGAGAAGCUUAUGAUGAGUUGGUUGCAGCUAUCAAGAAAGAAAUGAAGCCUUCAUCUUAGGAUUCUUAAUUAUCUACUAAUCUCUAUUCGAUUAAGCUUAAUAAGGGAACGUUCUGUCGCCAUAUGAAUUUUCUUCUUUUUGACAUUUAUACAUGUUGGGAUGUGGUUUUUUUUCCCAUUAGCAAGUGUUUUGUUAUGAACUGUCUUUAGUGGCCCACAUGGGGUAGUUGUAUCAGUGAAUCUUGACUAUCCAUCCAGUGGUUAGUUGAAAAUCACAACAACAUAUGAUCAUAGACAUCGUUUUUCCUUC
This is a messenger RNA of Magnolia sinica, 2255 nucleotides long. RefSeq lists its product as uncharacterized. Bases 164 to 2005 code for a protein of 613 amino acids. Gene Ontology annotation, biological process: chloroplast fission. Lineage: Eukaryota; Viridiplantae; Streptophyta; Magnoliopsida; Magnoliales; Magnoliaceae. Gene Ontology annotation, molecular function: heme binding; oxygen binding. The transcript has 8 exons. The record is from RefSeq and is a predicted model, not a curated record.